AUGGAUGAUUUGUGGAAUGAAGCAUGGGAUUCUUUGAUUCAAGAGGUGCAGAGGGAAGCCGACGAGGAGGAUGAGGCGGCGGAGGGAUCGAUCAGACUGUCUAAUUUUCAGAAAUGCACCUCUGCAAUAAGGCAGCUUGCCUAUGCCGGACCGACUGAUAUGUUCGACGAAUACCAACAGAUAGGUGAGACGACUAGUCUAGAGGUGUUCCGGCGGUUUUGUAAGGGCAUGCGGGAAGUCUUUGGUCCGGAGUUCCUACGAAAGCCAAACUCUGAUGAGUGCCAGAGACUGCUAGAUAUACACGGUGUGGAGUGGAAAAACUGCCCGGUGGCGUGGAAAGCCCAGUUCACUGCUAGUUUCAAAAGCAAACAUCCUUCGAUGAUCCUGGAAGCCGUUGCUGACUACUGUUUGCGGAUCUGGCAUGCGUAUUUCGGUGUUGCAGUUUCAAACAACGACAUCAACGUUCUGCAGUCGUCGCCUCUCUUCAAUGAUGAGUGCCGGGGAGAGGGUCCAGAGAUCAGUUUCGUAGCAAACGGCACGCAGUAUCGCAUGGGAUACUAUUUGGCAGAUGGAAUAUACCCUCGUUGGCCCGUAUUCGUCAAGACACUUCGCCAACCGGCUGGAGCGAGAAGACAAUAUUUUGCACGAAAACAAGAGGCCGCUAGAAAAGAUGUUGAGCGAGUUUUUGGUGUGCUCCAAGCGGAUGGGCCAUUAUACGCUGCCCGACACGAGUUUGAACGUUGGGCACCGGAAGAUGGUGCAAGUACAAGUCACGGCGUUGCCUCCGCGCCGAUACAGAUGGGUGUACCACGUAGUAAUGAAUAUCUGAUCCAAUGUUUCGCUGAUAUACGCAGGAGCACAACACAUGACCAACUCCAGGUCGAUUUGAUUGAAGAGGUCUGGGCACGUAGGGGAGGCGGCGUAGCGUGA
Salvia hispanica is the source of this 930-nucleotide messenger RNA. The record is from RefSeq and is a predicted model, not a curated record. Lineage: Eukaryota; Viridiplantae; Streptophyta; Magnoliopsida; Lamiales; Lamiaceae.